ACGCCAGAGCAAGAUGGCCGACACGGCGGCCACUGCCGGGGCUGGCAGCUCCGGAACGAGAUCAGGAGGCAAACAGUCCACUAACCCUGCUGAUAACUACCAUCUGGCCCGGAGGCGAACGCUGCAAGUGGUUGUGAGCUCCUUGUUGACAGAGGCAGGGUUUGAGAGCGCUGAAAAAGCAUCUGUGGAAACAUUGACAGAGAUGCUACAGAGCUACAUUUCAGAAAUUGGGAGAAGUGCCAAGUCUUAUUGUGAGCACACAGCCAGGACUCAGCCCACACUGUCAGAUAUCGUGGUCACACUUGUUGAGAUGGGUUUCAAUGUGGACACUCUCCCUGCUUAUGCAAAACGUUCUCAGAGGAUGGUCAUCACUGCCCCUCCAGUGACCAAUCAGCCUGUGACGCCUAAGGCCCUCACUGCAGGGCAGAACCGACCCCACCCGCCACACAUCCCCAGCCAUUUUCCUGAGUUUCCUGACCCCCACACCUACAUCAAAACUCCGACAUACCGUGAACCUGUGUCAGACUACCAGGUCCUGCGGGAGAAAGCUGCAUCCCAGAGACGAGAUGUAGAGCGGGCACUCACCCGUUUUAUGGCCAAGACAGGCGAGACCCAGAGUCUUUUCAAAGAUGACGUCAGUACAUUUCCAUUGAUUGCUGCCAGACCUUUCACCAUCCCCUACCUGACAGCUCUUCUUCCAUCUGAGCUGGAGAUGCAACAAAUGGAGGAGACGGAUUCCUCGGAGCAGGAUGAGCAGACAGACACAGAGAACCUCCCUCUUCAUAUCAGCACGGAUGAUUCUGGAGCCGAGAAGGAGAAUACCUCUGUCCUGCAGCAGAACCCCUCCUUGCCGGGGAGCCGGAAUGGGGAGGAGAACAUCAUCGAUAACCCCUAUCUGCGACCUGUGAAGAAGCCCAAGAUCCGCAGGAAGAAGUCCCUCUCGUGAGCUGAGAAGGAAACCUGCCUUGUACAGAGACGCGGACACCACCCUCCUGGAGGAGUUAAAGCCACUCCAGGGAAGAGGAGAGGGUGGCCUCAUCGCGAUCCAGCCAAGGCUACUGGGAUGUGACUGGGCAUGAUUUUAGUAGCAAACUCUAUUAAGAUUACCUAUUUUCACUGGAUGUUUGAGGAAGAUACAGUGGUAACAACACGGCUUAAUCAACCAGGUCAUACUGUGGGGCAUAGGAGCAGCCAAUGAUUUUAUUUAUUAUCGUAGGACUUGGUCCCUUUGAAACCCGGAAGACCAGGGAAGGUGGCAGGAAAGAAAGAGUUCUUUGCCUGCUUUGCUUUCUGCCGGAAAGCCCACUUGCCUAGUUUCUAUUUCAGGAUAUCCCCUUUUACUGACUCACGAUUUGUGGUACCAAUUUAUCUUCCUAGAACCUCAUUCUAAUUUUUCUCCUCACCUGGACUCCAGGUAUCCUGUUGAAGCUGAGCAAAGCUCACUUUGCCUUCUCUCACGAGCUUGGAAACAGGAAGUCCACGUAUCCUUGAUCUGGGGCCGGCAGGGAUGUAACGUGGAGGAGAGCGAUGGCAUAAGGGCAGCACUGAUUCUCUCAUUAGCAUUUGAGCUUCCUAAAACAGGGCAACCCUCUCUCCUGAGAGAUUUAUCUGCUAGAGAACAGGGGGGAAAGUCAGACAAAACUUGAUGGAUGAGUAAGGCUUAUCUAUCUGUUGGACUAGGUACCCCUGGGAACCAUCUAAAACUUUAUUUUGGAAAUUUUCAAACCCAAAAUUAGGAAAGUGUAUAUACUUUCCCCAUAUACCCUUCGCCCAGCUUCAACAUUAUUUCCCCCUGGAAUGUAUGCUUGGGAACUACCAAGUCCUGCCCUAUCCUGGCAAAAGAGUUGUCUCUGACAGGAGCCUAGAUCAGUGGAUAUAUUAUGCUAUGACUUGAUAGAGGAAUCACCGAUUUCAAACAAUAGGAAAAUGAUUUGAUGGAGGGCGGGGAGUCGAUGAUGAGAUAUUGAGGGGUGGAUUUGGCCUUGUAUUCUGAAAGCUGAGAAGCCUGGUCAUUCUACUGGAAAGCUGGCAUGGACAGAAGACCAUGCUCUCCCACUUCAUAGCAGAAGGGGCUGAGAGGAGCCUGCAGGCCAGGCCAAGGUGUUCUUCCAGGAGCAAGUCUGAAUUUCUUCAACCUCUUUGCUUCCUGGGGAGAGAAGAUUUCAUUCUUGACGUACCCUACACAGCAAAAAAACAUGUGUUUAAGGAAGAUGCUGGGCAAGCAGAUAUCCUUUGGUCUCCAGAGGAAGAGAUUUAAAAACCAAGUCUGAGGAAGGAAAGUGCCAGUGACACCUGAAAGUAAACACCGGGUAAAUGCGUUUCCUGAGUUAGCAUUCUAAAGUCCACAUUCAGCUGUCCUUAUAUUUGGCUUCCACAAUCAUCUCAAUUUUCUGUGCUCUUGAUGAAUUUGAAAACCCAAAACACUCGGUGACCUGACAGCAGGCUCCUUGUUCCUCUGGCCUCACUAUUCUCUAGGGUACUUCAUCCCAUCGCCUGGAAGGAAAGAGCUGCAUGUCAGUAACUGAAGAGAGAAUGCUAGUGAGAAAAGUGGAUUCUGUCCAGCUCUGGACCAAAUAGUUGAAAGCAGUCAGGUGGGCCUCUGCUGACCCCCUUGAAGUUUGUGAUUUGGCUCUUGGCGAUUCUUGGCCUGUUGAGUUUAACUACAGUCCCAAGUUUGAGCCAUGGCAGAUGCAGGUGGAAACCUUCCAGUCAACAUUUCCACACUUCCUCUUUUGCUGUCACCAUCUGGAAAAACUCCUGUUGAGUGCCCUUAUGCUAAGGGAUAAGGUGGGAUUUGGAGAAGAGUCACUAUUUCUGCUGUGGGCAUUUCAGAGGCUGUACUGCUGUAAUUCUGUUCUGGAUGAGAGACACUGGGAGAUGGUUAGACAACUUGAAACAUUGACCUGACUCUUGUGUAAAAACUGCAUACUUCUCAAUGUGUAUUUAUAAAUUUCUAUUUUUUAUAACUUUGGAAGAAUUCUUGGAGGAGAAACAGCCAGAUUAAUGUGAUUUAUGAGCUCUUAAUAAAAGGUCAUAAGAAAAGCUUCGUAAAUGAAA
This is a messenger RNA of Pteropus alecto (black flying fox), 3057 nucleotides long. RefSeq names its product TATA-box binding protein associated factor 8 (gene TAF8). Gene Ontology annotation, cellular component: transcription factor TFIID complex. Gene Ontology annotation, biological process: transcription initiation at RNA polymerase II promoter. Gene Ontology annotation, molecular function: protein heterodimerization activity. The coding region runs from base 14 to 946 and encodes 310 amino acids. NCBI's taxonomy places the organism in Eukaryota, Metazoa, Chordata, Mammalia, Chiroptera, Pteropodidae. The transcript is spliced from 9 exons. The record is from RefSeq and is a predicted model, not a curated record.